This is a messenger RNA of Rhizophagus irregularis DAOM 181602=DAOM 197198, 237 nucleotides long. The record is from RefSeq and is a predicted model, not a curated record. NCBI's taxonomy places the organism in Eukaryota, Fungi, Glomeromycota, Glomeromycetes, Glomerales, Glomeraceae.
AUGAAAACUUUAGGAGACUCGAGCGAUCACCAAAACGAAUCACCCAAGGAACCAUCCAAGAAAUCAUCUAAAACUAUUACGUGUUCUCAAGAUUCUCCUAUAACAUCAGGACCGGUGACACCAUCAACCGUUGAAACACCUAACAACUCCAGACCCGUAACCCCAACUAUCCCUUCCUUUUCGCAAAAUGCGAAUGUCAUCAAUUAUGGUAGAGGAUCAGACGAGCAACAGGAAUAA